Panonychus citri (citrus red mite) is the source of this 1468-nucleotide messenger RNA. RefSeq names its product glutathione S-transferase 2-like. NCBI's taxonomy places the organism in Eukaryota, Metazoa, Arthropoda, Arachnida, Trombidiformes, Tetranychidae. The coding region runs from base 201 to 827 and encodes 208 amino acids. The transcript is spliced from 4 exons. The record is from RefSeq and is a predicted model, not a curated record. Gene Ontology annotation, molecular function: glutathione transferase activity. Gene Ontology annotation, biological process: glutathione metabolic process.
GUAAUCUAACUAACCUAAUUGGUUAUCAUUUAAUUGUUAGAAUGAUUUAGAAAUUGUUUCUGUAACAAUUAAAGAUGACAAUCAACAGGUGGCAGCAAAAUUAUAAUCGUUAAUUACCUUUGAUUGAAAAUUUGAGAAAUUAACAUCCUCAUGUUGAUUAGAAAGUCUUUUAAUUUUCCCUUAAUUGUUGCUCUCUAGUUAUGUCUAUCCAAUUGUUUCACAAUGAUUUAUCUCCUCCAUCUCGAGUUGUUCGGAUUCUAAUUAAACUUCUUGAUUUAAAAGUUGAAGAGACAAAGAUUAGUUUAAUAGCUGAUGAACAUCUCAGGCCAGAAUUUACCUCAAUUAAUCCAUUUCAUCAAGUUCCAACUUUGAUUGAUGGUGAUUUCACUCUUUGGGAAAGAGCUAUUCUAACCUACCUGGUGGAUAGAUUUGCUCCAGGUAACUCACUUUAUCCAAGUGAUUUAAAAGCUCGAGCCACAAUCGAUCGAUGGUUAUAUUGGGACAUCGGCACCAUGUAUGCGACACUGAGGCCAUUUAUUGCAAACGGUUCCAUAGAUUCUGAAGCUGAUCAAUUGUUCAAAGACAAGGCCAAAGAAUUGGACGAUUCAUUAGCCGAAACCAAAUAUGUGGCCGGCGAUACAUUGACGAUCGCUGAUCUUUCCCUCGGUGUUACAAUUAACUUUUCUGUCGCCAUUGGAAUUGACUUAUCGGGUCUUUCUCAUAUCAAUCGAUGGACCAAACAACUAGAAAGUGACCUCAAGUCCGAUACUUGGUCAAGAUUAGUUGUUCAACCAAAUAAUGCUCUAGUUUGGUUGUAUCAUAUUUAAUUUGACUCAAUUUGAUUGUCGAUUUGAUUUUUGUUGAUCAAUAGUUGAAAAUAACUUCGCCAUCAAAUCGGAAAUUAAUUUAAACUUAAAUUUAGUCUGUAAUUUAUUCAAAUCAAGGUUAACAUGGGAAUUAAAUGAAAGACCUUGAUUAUGAUUCCGAAAAGGAUAUUAAUUAAUCGCCCAACAAUCAACUAUCAAAACAUCAAACUCUUGGAGAAACACACGCCUCAAGAAAUUAAACUUAAUUGUUUUCCAAAAAGAAAAGUUCAUCAAACUGAUUCCACCCAAUAAUUCAGGAAUAUAAUGAACAAUUAAGAUAAUUAAAGAAAAAAAUUUCUUUAAAUGACAAAGAUGAUUAUGAAGCGAUAACAAUAACGGUAAAAAGGGAAACUCAAUGUUUCCCUUGUUGAGAUUCAUCCAAACCCUAAUCAAAAAUUAGGUUAAUUGUUGACAGAAAGAAAGGGUUAAUCAUUAGAAUGAUUAACUAAUCAUCUUUCCCAUUUAAUAUCCUAAUCUCUACCUUGCCCUUGAUCAAAUUAAACAAUCGAAUGAAGGAAAAGUAAAACUGACCAUUUAUGAUUGUUGAGUCUCUCCCGAAAUCAAACUUUCAAUUCUUAAGAUGGAAUAAAUUUUUUGAGUUU